AUGGCUGGCUUCAAAGUUUUAGUAUUUCUUGGCAUCCUAGCUUUCUCAUUUGCAGAAUCAGAUCUCCCAGUUCUUGGCGGAGUCGAUUUAUGCCCUCCAUGCGUACAAUUCGGCAAAGACGAGCUUCAAGGUCUUUACAACUAUAUAACUACCUCUACAAUCCCAAAUACAUGUGAUGACGUUUGUAAAAUCCUCACAUUCCCUCUGCCAAAAGAACUAUGUGGCUAUUUCUGCAAUGCAGUAGGCGUAAAGAUUUUCACCGACGAUAUCAAAAAAGCUUACACUGACCCAAUUUACUUUUGUGAGCUUAUUGAUCAAUGCCCAGCAAAUAAAGGAGGAGCAGCAAACAUUACUAAUACUUAUGUGACACCAUCCACAGCUCCUCAGUUUUCUACUUUCAAUAUCCAGAUCCUAUUCCAGGUCACAAAAGAAACUGGAACAGGUGAAGUAGCAUUGACCUUAAAAGCACCUAACAAGAGUGUGUAUACCCAAAGCUACCUAAACGAAGGUUUUGCAACUGGAUCCUAUUCAGCUAAAUUCCAAGUUGUUACCAACGGAGAUUACGCAGUAGGAAACUACACUGGCCAAGUCGCUGUAUGCUCCGGAACCUGUGGGACAAACUCACCUAUAAGUGCAGUCCUUGCUACAACUAACGUUAAAUUUACAGUGACUCUUCAGCCUUAA
Molecule: messenger RNA, 684 nt
Organism: Blepharisma stoltei
Lineage: Eukaryota; Ciliophora; Heterotrichea; Heterotrichida; Blepharismidae
Source: the annotation of a GenBank genome assembly